CAGUAAACAACUAAGAUCGGCUUCUACAUCGACAAUGUUCAUAUAGUUUCAUAUAGUGCUUUCCUUUGUGUAGUGUAACCUCACCCUUGUGUCAUCGAAUGUAUCGUUGAUCGACAAGUAAUUUUGACAGGUUAUAUAUGUGACAUCACUAUCCUGGAAGAACAAGUUUUAUAUAAAAUUUUAUAAGAUCCUGUUAAGUGAGAAAAAAGAAAAAAAUUCAUAUAGUGAGUGGGAGGUGUUUUGAAAACCGGCGAACACAGGUGUCUCGGCGGUCAACCUUGUUGUCAAGAUGGCGUCAAAGGGAAAGUUGGCCACUGAGCAUGGCCGCUCAGAUUCAUACAGGGUCGCCACUUUACCAAACAUUCGCGAUGACAACAAAAGUGCAGAUGGAAUGUACAAGUCGCGGCGGAAGACCCCGAAGAAAAGGGGGGAUAAUCUGGAUGACCUCAAACAAGAGUUGGAUAUAGACUUUCACAAAAUUUCCCCCGAAGAGUUAUAUCAGAGAUUUCAGUCGCACCCCGAAAACGGCCUUAGCCAUGCAAAAGCGAAGGAGAAUUUGGAAAGAGACGGCCCGAAUGCUCUCACACCACCUAAACAAACACCUGAAUGGGUCAAGUUCUGCAAGAAUCUCUUCGGAGGUUUUGCCCUGCUCCUGUGGAUUGGCGCCAUCCUCUGUUUUAUCGCUUAUUCCAUUCAGGCUUCGACAAGCGAAGAUCCUAACGACGACAACUUAUAUUUGGGUAUCGUCCUUGCAGCUGUCGUGAUAGUGACGGGAAUUUUCUCGUAUUAUCAGGAGAGUAAAUCUAGUAAAAUUAUGGAGUCGUUCAAAAAUAUGGUUCCCCAAUUCGCCACGGUAAUCAGAGAAGGUGAAAAGCUUACAUUAAGAGCGGAGGAAAUUGUUUUGGGAGACGUUGUGGACGUUAAAUUCGGGGAUAGGAUCCCUGCUGAUAUUAGGAUUAUCGAAUCUCGAGGAUUUAAGGUAGACAACAGCUCGUUAACUGGAGAAUCCGAGCCUCAAUCAAGAUCGCCGGAAUUUACGAACGAGAAUCCUUUGGAGACGAAGAACUUGGCUUUCUUCUCGACAAAUGCUGUUGAAGGCACUGCAAAAGGUAUUGUCAUCUGUUGUGGAGAUCAAACAGUGAUGGGAAGGAUUGCCGGUCUCGCGUCCGGCCUCGACACUGGUGAGACUCCAAUCGCCAAGGAAAUCCAUCACUUUAUUCAUUUAAUUACCGGCGUAGCCGUGUUCCUCGGCGUUACCUUCUUCGUCAUAGCCUUUAUUUUGGGUUACCAUUGGCUUGAUGCGGUCAUCUUCCUUAUUGGAAUCAUCGUAGCUAAUGUGCCUGAAGGUCUGUUGGCGACCGUCACGGUAUGUCUCACUCUCACUGCCAAGAGAAUGGCAUCAAAGAACUGUCUCGUUAAGAAUCUCGAGGCCGUCGAGACUUUAGGAUCGACGUCCACUAUUUGUUCAGACAAGACCGGAACUCUCACCCAAAACAGAAUGACUGUUGCCCACAUGUGGUUCGACAACCAGAUAAUCGAGGCCGACACCACCGAGGAUCAAUCUGGAGUUCAGUAUGACAGGACAAGUCCUGGAUUCAAGGCUUUAUCCAAGAUCGCAACGCUUUGCAAUCGAGCCGAGUUCAAGCCCGGUCAAGAUGGAGUGCCAAUUCUCAAGCGAGACGUGAAUGGUGACGCUUCCGAGGCUGCCCUUCUCAAAUGUAUGGAGCUCGCCCUUGGGGACGUGAUGGGAAUACGUAAGCGAAACAAGAAAGUGUGCGAGGUCCCCUUCAACUCGACGAACAAGUACCAAGUGUCCGUCCACGAAUCGGAUGAUCCAAAUGACCCUCGACAUCAGCUAGUCAUGAAGGGAGCACCAGAGAGAAUCUUGGAUCGCUGCUCAACAAUCUUCAUCAGUGGAAAGGAGAAAGUUCUUGAUGAGGAAAUGAAGGAAGCGUUCAACAACGCCUACCUCGAGCUCGGCGGACUUGGAGAGCGAGUUCUCGGCUUUUGCGACUUUCUUCUGCCAUCUGAUAAAUUCCCACUAGGCUUCAAAUUUAACUCUGACGAUCCGAACUUCCCUACAAGUGGACUACGAUUUGUGGGACUUAUGUCAAUGAUUGAUCCGCCCAGAGCUGCGGUACCAGAUGCCGUGGGAAAAUGUCGUUCCGCUGGUAUCAAGGUCAUCAUGGUUACUGGUGAUCAUCCAAUCACUGCCAAAGCCAUUGCCAAAUCCGUCGGAAUUAUCUCCGAAGGUAAUGAAACAAUUGAGGAUAUUGCUCAGCGGCUGAACAUUCCCGUUUCCGAAGUGAAUCCCCGCGAAGCGAAAGCUGCAGUGGUCCACGGAAGUGAUCUCAGGGAUUUGAACUCCGAUCAGCUGGACGAAAUCCUCAGAUAUCACACCGAAAUAGUGUUCGCUCGUACCUCGCCUCAGCAGAAGCUUAUAAUUGUCGAGGGCUGCCAAAGAAUGGGUGCCAUUGUUGCGGUAACAGGCGAUGGUGUGAAUGACUCGCCUGCUUUGAAGAAAGCGGACAUUGGAGUUGCCAUGGGAAUUGCCGGUUCGGACGUCUCAAAACAAGCUGCGGACAUGAUUUUGCUGGAUGAUAAUUUUGCUUCAAUUGUCACAGGAGUCGAAGAGGGUCGAUUAAUCUUCGAUAAUUUGAAGAAGUCUAUCGCUUACACUUUAACUUCCAACAUUCCUGAGAUUUCUCCUUUCUUGGCCUUCAUUCUUUGCGACAUUCCCCUGCCACUUGGUACCGUUACGAUUCUUUGCAUCGAUUUGGGAACUGAUAUGGUACCGGCCAUCUCACUGGCCUACGAGGCACCGGAGUCGGACAUUAUGAAACGUCAGCCACGCGAUCCUUACAGAGAUAAUCUCGUAAACCGAAGGCUUAUUUCCAUGGCGUACGGACAGAUUGGUAUGAUACAGGCAGCAGCGGGUUUCUUUGUCUACUUUGUAAUUAUGGCUGAGAACGGAUUUCUGCCUACGCGUCUUUUCGGUAUCCGGAAAAUGUGGGAUUCUAAAGCUAUAAAUGAUUUGACGGACAGCUAUGGACAGGAAUGGACAUAUAGAGAUCGUAAGACGUUGGAAUUCACCUGCCAUACGGCAUUCUUCGUGUCGAUUGUCAUAGUGCAAUGGGCUGACUUGAUUGUCUGCAAAACAAGACGGAAUUCCCUCUUCCAUCAAGGAAUGAGAAAUUGGGCCCUUAACUUUGGAUUAAUCUUUGAAACAGCACUUGCUGCUUUCCUGAGUUACACACCUGGAAUGGACAAGGGUCUUCGCAUGUUUCCUCUCAAGUUUGUUUGGUGGUUACCAGCACUUCCAUUCAUGUUGGCCAUCUUCAUUUACGAUGAAACAAGGCGAUUUUAUAUUCGUCGAAAUCCAGGUGGUUGGCUAGAACAAGAAACUUAUUAUUAGAUGCCCUGUCGCAACGAAAUAGAGAAGCAGCGGCAGAAGAGAAAGCAUACCCACGCAGAAACACAUGAAAAGAAACAAAAAUAAAAAAUCAUUUACAAAAUGAGAAAAAGUAUUCAUUCACAAAAAAAGAAAUACAUACAUUUACACGUUUUACAUAGGGCGUGCUAUUGGGUCUAUCAUCGUCGCGAGGUAGGCUUGACUGCAUUCAUCAUUAUUAUAGCCGAUUCGCUUGGCUUUAGGUUUUUUCACAUCGAACAAACCGAUAACAACGACGAAGACGUCGCCAAGAGUGUUCUACGUGGGCGACAUCGUGCGUUGAGACUAGGGCGCUGUUACAAACAGUAACUCGUCAUUCCUGCUCUGCUUGCUCAGACUCAACAAUCUUCAGUCAAUACGAACUUCGUAAUAUGAGGGACGGAAUGACGACACCAAAAAUAAACGAUUGUGUGCGGAAGAAUUUAAGAAAGGCCUAAAAAGAAUGUAGAGGAGAAAUCUUAGUAUAAGAUGAAGAUGCAACUCGCCAAACAAAUUAAACAUUAUUGCUCGAAUAUCUUAUAAAUUUGACAAGUUUCAUCUUAACUUUCUCUCUCAUCAUUAAUCAAACCAGGCAAGCCCUUAUUAUUGGAGACUAAGAAGUGGAGUAACUAACAAUCCAAUAUACUAAGAAACUCAUUGAAUAUUAGAUUCAGCUAUAAGUGAAGGCAGACGAAAACAACAGCAGCAACACUCCAUUCGUCUUGUAAAAUGAAGAAUCUCCACUCAAAUCCAUAAAUUGCUAAUAAAACCGUACGCUAGAUUGGCACGCCCUAGUUAAAGAGAGAAAAAGAAGUUUUAUUAAAAUAACUAAUGGAAUAUUUAAAAAUGAAAAAUCGCGUUCGCAGUAUUCAUUAAAAUUAUUAUUAUUAUUAUUAUUAUUAUUAUUAUUAUUAUUAUUAUUAUUAUUAUUAUUAUUAUUAUUAUUAUUAUCAUCAUUAUUAUUAUUAUUAUUAUUAUCAUUAUUGUACAAGAAAUAAUAUCGUUCGGUUUUAAUCUUAUUCCGAGUAGCUCUGAACAGAUUGCGUAUAAUCAGUAGUUUGAGUCUUGGACGAAACACACAGAAAGCGAAAACAAGUUAAAUAGUAUAAAUAUUAGCCAAUCAAUACCAACUACAAGAGAUUUCGAAUUAAAUUAUUACGCGGACGACGCGGUAUUCGUAGAGCCAAAGUACACCGCGACCAAAAAAGGAAAAAAAUUAAAAAAUAGGGUUUGGGUUGGGUGGGGGGAGGGAAACUGUUAUUGAUUUAAUCGUAAUAAAGUAUAACGUGAAUAGGAGCUGAGAGAAACAGUAGGAGCAGGAUGGUUGUAGACGGAGAAAGGGGGAAAGUAAAAAACACAUUCUUAUGUAGGUGAUCGAAUUAAAGAAAGAAAAACAGUAAGGAUAAAAACAUUCAUUCUCUUAGUUUUUCAUAGGUUGUAAAACGCCAGUGGUGUACAAAACUCGCUAUCGAGAAAUCACUUAACCCCGAAACGUCGAACGCCCUGUUCUCAACCAACGGUAUCGACUCGAAUAACGCUCUUUACAAAAGUGACUUAAAUGCCUGCCAUGUGACUUUUGGGAUCGGAGAUCAACCGGGGCCAACAGAAAAUACACAAAAUAAAUAUUCUUUGACUGGGUACCGGAUUUUCUAAAGCUGCAUGUCGCUCUGUCCGGUUCGAUAAUAUCGUUAUCUGCGCGACGCACAUUAGAAAAGCCCGUCUCCAAGUCGAGUAUCACGUACAUAUGUAACACAAUCACACGCUCAUGUCUCGGCCCGGAAACUCAGGCCCGAAACCUACCUAAAGUGUUCAUAUAAUCGAGAUGUUCUCGAGGUGUCAUACACGCGUUAAAAAAUGCACGUUCUUCCUUUACCAGUUUCCCCAUCAAUUUGAUAAAUAAGGGAGUACCGAGCCAGCAGCAAGAAAUGCGUGAGCUCCUCAGCUCUUCCGAUUAUUUUUUUCUUGUUAUGCUCGCGAGGGGCUGUGCGAACUUUCCGCCAGUGAAUAAGCGUCACACACUGUUGUGGGAGACUGGUGGAGUCCAGAGGAUGCGCCGAGUGCAAAAAUUUAUUAUUUCGUCGAGAAGGUUAACACCUUGACCCUGUAAAGUUUUAUUAAUCAACACUUGGUGCAUAGGUAACUCAACACUGUAACUUGAAAAGUAUUUUAAAAUAGUCUUUCCAAAAUAGCUGUCGUUUCAUAAAUAUAAAGUACCUUCUAUUUCUUGCUUACAAUUACGCAAUUACAAUUGGCAAAAUAUUUAAAAAUUCUUAAAAAUUAAGUUUAUGAUAUUAAGCAGUGUUCGGUGUUGAAUAAUUCAACUAAUCGAAGAGAAAAGUUUGCCAGGGAGGCUCGGAGCAUUUGGAGGCUCGGCAUUGAUUUUUGUAAACGCUUGCGAGAAAGAUGAUGGAUCCGCGGUUGUUAACAGGGUGUUCCGUGUCGGGGGGCGUAGAAGCCCAAAUAAAAUGCUUUGCCAUCGUGCGCCGCCUCUCAUUUUAGGCUAAUAAUUUAAAUAAUAUAAUAAUUAUUAUUAUUAUAAUGAUAAUAUAAUACAUGUUAAAAUAAGAUAUUAUUAGAUGUAAUUAUUAUAUAUGGUUUAGUUUAGCUCGUGUUGUUGAAGAAAAAACAAAGUAAGUUUAAGUAAAAAAAAUUAAAAAAGAUGAUGAUAAAUGGAGAAGGUGCGAGGAAAUCUCGGUCUAAGACCAGAAAAAAUAUGUGACAGACUGAACGGGUACAGGUGAAAUAUUUAUCUAGCAUUUCUUCUUGAGUCGCGUCCUCGUAGUCGUGAGCAAAAGACGCAAAUUUAAAAUCAGUCUUUUGAAAAAAUGUAAAUGCUCGAGGAUAGAAAUGAACCAAAAUUAGCAAAGAGUAAGCCUUGAGACUGUGAGUUUGCAAACUAAACAUUGGAAUGAGGUCUUCGUGCCUGUACAGACCGUCACAUGUUACAGAAUUAUUGAAUGAUUAUGAGAAAAAUUGAAUAAUGUUUUAUUAAUAUUGUAAAUAUUUUAAAUAAUUGAAAACGGACAGGCAGAUUGUGCGUGACUGGGGACUCGCCUGAGAACGACCUGCCCGAUUAAUUAACGGAAGAUCACACUCGACGCUUGAGUCCCUACAGUUUUUGUGUUUUCGUUAGCAGCACAUGUAUUACACACCGUUACACGCACGCAUAUUAAAUACACAGAAAAACGCCACUACACAUCCACCUGAACACACAUUGAUCUUGUCUACUAUCUUAUACCUUCAAAAUAAAAAUUCCUUUCGUAUGAUUAUCUAUAAGUUCUGUUUUCACACGCGAAUACAUUAAGGAAUAAACGAGAGACAUUGUCCAACCCAAGUGUCAUUACUUUUGAUGUUAAAUAAAAAAUAAAUAAUUAAUA
Molecule: messenger RNA, 6807 nt
Organism: Leptopilina heterotoma
Lineage: Eukaryota; Metazoa; Arthropoda; Insecta; Hymenoptera; Figitidae
Gene: Atpalpha
Product: sodium/potassium-transporting ATPase subunit alpha
Exons: 11
Coding region: 290-3415 (1041 amino acids)
Biological process (GO): potassium ion import across plasma membrane; sodium ion export across plasma membrane; intracellular potassium ion homeostasis
Cellular component (GO): membrane
Molecular function (GO): P-type sodium:potassium-exchanging transporter activity; ATP hydrolysis activity; ATP binding
Source: RefSeq, a predicted model, not a curated record